AGGCGAGUAACUAUCUAUACAUAGUUAUAAGUAAAUCUAAAUACUGAAUCGACAUUGGCUUAGCUUUCCAAUAGCGGUUUGAGCAAUCGUCACCACGGCCAAAUCACCUGUUGCAGUAUUGAUGUCUAAUUAAUUCCGGACGGAUAUCGAGCUACGUGAGCCGGUUGUAACGAGGUUCAACGCCCCCGCACACCACUGUUGUCAACGCCCGCUAGCCGCACACCACUGGUGUCUUUGUCGUCACGCCACCAUGAUCCUACCCGCUCUAGUGUCUCUGGCCAUGAUAGCCCUGGUGAGCAGCAAGGUGUACGAGAGGUGCGAGUUAGUGAGGGAGUUAUCUCAACCCAAACACCGUAUACCACCGGGAGACCUCGCCACCUGGGUGUGCAUCGCCGAGCACGAGUCUCGCUACAACACUUCCGCCGUGGGUCGCCUCAACGCUGACAUGAGUGGCGACCACGGGCUGUUCCAGAUCAGCGACCGCUACUGGUGCUCGCCCCCGGGCUCGGGAUUGGCCUGCGGACUCAACUGCGAUCAGCUGGAGGACGAUGACAUCGCUGACGACGUAGUGUGCGCUCGCAGGAUCUACCGGGCUCACAAGCGCCGCACAGGGGACGGGUUCGCCGCCUGGGCUGUUUACAAGCCGCACUGCAGUGGGGAUGUGUCUGAGUAUACAGAGUGCGACGACGAGAUUACCACUGAUGAAGCUGACACUCAAAGUAAAUAGGUAGCUCUUAGUUAACAUGCUGUUAAAAUUACAUCAAUCCACUGAGAGAUAACUUUUUUAAAUAAACCAUUUAU
Molecule: messenger RNA, 801 nt
Organism: Macrosteles quadrilineatus (aster leafhopper)
Lineage: Eukaryota; Metazoa; Arthropoda; Insecta; Hemiptera; Cicadellidae
Product: lysozyme P-like
Exons: 1
Coding region: 251-727 (158 amino acids)
Molecular function (GO): lysozyme activity
Source: RefSeq, a predicted model, not a curated record